AAAUUAUCUGUCGUAUAAAGAGAAGACAGAUAGAACGCGAUCACAUCAGUCGUCUCAGCAGGAGCCUUCCAACAUGUUGGUAAUCAUUCUGCCAUAUCUGUUGGCGGCACGCGUGCCCAGCCACGAGGCCACGUACCGCGACGAUUCCGACUGGCGGCGUUACGGGCCCGAGUGCACUUACGACGUGUUGGUAAACAUGUCCCUGUCCAACAUGGACGAGGACGCGAGGAUCUGCUCCGUGAUCGCGUUCGAGCUGAAAUGCAGAGCGAAAGGGAGCGACACGUUGAACUGCCGUUUCUCGAACGGAAGGACGGCGAGGCUCGAGGACGGGCGAGGGUGCUCGAACGCGAAGAGAAAUUUCGCCCCGUCGACGAGCGACAGAUUCGUGGACGAGCAACCGUUCGAGAUCAGGUUCAACGCGAGGGGCAUAGAGAAUCUGGUCGUGUCGAGGGACAUAGCCAGGUGGAGGUUGGACGCGAUGAGGGCGAUCGUAAGUCAGCUCAACGUUGGCUUCGAGUUGGGCAGCGGCCACGAUCGGUUCGUCGCCAUGGAGAACUCGAGCGUCGGUUACUGCGAGGUGGAGGUGAAGGUGUCGAGGGCUGGAUACGGGGGGGAGAGCGGCGGCGGGGGGUUGGAGAUCGCGUUGGAGCCCGAACGGGCAGACGUAGCGCCGUUGAGCAGGGGAAGCGUUCGGAUCGAGAAGGUGAGACGGCCGAAAAGAUGCCCGAACAGGAAGAUCUACUUCUUUGGAAAUCACCGAGAUUUCAGCUUUGGUAGCGAGGAUAUUUUCAUGGACAUGAUCACGUCCGUCAGUCGUAUGUACAUCUCGCGGAGGGAGAUGAAUUCGUUCACGGAGUCCACAGGCGUGAUGAGGACGUCGAACAGACCUAGAACGAUGAAUUUGCAUCAGAGGAUCGGUUUGUCUUUGAGAAAUAUAAAUCCUGCCCGAACCCCGAUCCCAGAAAUCGUAAAUCCAGCGUCUACUAGCUUGUACGCGUACACCAAUUUGGAGCGGAUUCCCGAGUACAAGUGAACAUUGUCUUUGACAAAUUGCAUAAUAAAAUUACGUACGUUUAGGCAUUUGAUCGAAAUGAUUUAAUUCUAAUAAUUUUUCGAUUUUAAACGAUUUAAUUAUUACGUUUUAGUGAUAGCGAUUUCGAUCCUCGAACGAAAUUUAAUUUAAAUCUUUCAUUCUUUGCUUCCUUUAUUGUAUUUAUUUAUUUAUUUACCUAAAAUGGUGAAAAUAGAUUUAUUUCUAUCCAUGAAUUCUAAAUGGAUCCUUGAAUGGUAAGCCGCGAAAUAGUUUAAGUUUAAGUAGUUUAAUAUCAAAUAUCUGGCUUUCAUGAUUGAAACGAAAUUAUUCAUAUAUGUAAAAUACUCGAGUUAAUCAAGUCCAAACUCUUCUAUUUAAUAUACGAAAAUUAGUUUAUCAAUCAAUUUGGAAUGAAUGAUCGAGAAUAGGUGAGAAAGUUGACUUCUUCGUUCGAACAAAGAAUAUUAUUUUAUGUAGACGAAUUUCUUAAGGAAUUUCUUGUAAGCACAAGUCUCUUAUAUUUAGAUAUAAUUUAAGUAUGUAUUUUCAGAUUAGGUUGUAUCAAUGAGUUUAGUUAAAAAUUAAUGCUUAAUCUAAAUGUCAUUCAACGUGUCAAAUAAAUUGCUGCAUAAAUGUAC
Molecule: messenger RNA, 1671 nt
Organism: Apis mellifera (honey bee)
Lineage: Eukaryota; Metazoa; Arthropoda; Insecta; Hymenoptera; Apidae
Product: vitellogenin
Exons: 3
Coding region: 74-1033 (319 amino acids)
Biological process (GO): lipid transport
Molecular function (GO): lipid carrier activity
Source: RefSeq, a predicted model, not a curated record